AUGUCGUUCGCCCACGCUGCCCGCUCUCUCGUCGUCCCGCCACGAACCCUCCUCCCCUCCCGGCCGUCGCCGUCGAAGCCAGCGCCAACGCCGCUGACGGAGGGCCCGACGGUGCUCGACGGGAGCCGUCUGGUGGACAUGGCUCGCGUUGGCGCCACGGCGAUCUCGCCGGACGGCAGCCUCGCCUGCUUCGAGUUCUCGCCUUGCGGCAAGCACAUCGCUUUCGUCUCUGACCGCGGUGGCGAUAAGACGAACGGCACCGCAGUUUGGAUCACGCCUGCCACGGGACCCGGCGAGGCGCGGCUCCUCGCCUCCUUCCCGGUCGCCGUCGGCGAUCUCGAGUGGAACCACGACUCAUCGGGGAUUGUCGUGUCCGCGUCUGUGUACGUCGACGAGGCGGCGCGCGGCGCAAGCGGUCUAGCGGCGAUGGAGUCGACGGCCGCGCGCGACAAGGCUCUGAAAGAGGACGAGUCUGGUCUGAACGCCGUGAUCUUCAAGCGGCUGCCGAUACGCCAGUGGGACUCGUGGCUCACCUCGGCCAUGCCACACCCCUUCUUUGUCGGGGUCGUCCCCGAAGCGAAGUCGCCGUCAGGCUACAAGCUCACUGAUGUGCCCGCGGUCGACCUCCUGUCUGCGGUGCCGACUGCGGUACCCAGCGGCGCAUUCGGAGGAUCGUAG
This is a messenger RNA of Emiliania huxleyi CCMP1516, 678 nucleotides long. RefSeq lists its product as hypothetical. The transcript has 2 exons. NCBI's taxonomy places the organism in Eukaryota, Haptophyta, Isochrysidales, Noelaerhabdaceae. The record is from RefSeq and is a predicted model, not a curated record. Bases 1 to 678 code for a protein of 225 amino acids.